Phoenix dactylifera (date palm) is the source of this 2205-nucleotide messenger RNA. Its product is annotated as 2,3-bisphosphoglycerate-independent phosphoglycerate mutase-like. Gene Ontology annotation, biological process: glucose catabolic process. Gene Ontology annotation, molecular function: manganese ion binding. The record is from RefSeq and is a predicted model, not a curated record. Gene Ontology annotation, cellular component: cytoplasm. NCBI's taxonomy places the organism in Eukaryota, Viridiplantae, Streptophyta, Magnoliopsida, Arecales, Arecaceae.
AUCAUCGCAAACUGUGGGUGCGAAUAACCCGCGCGUGGUUUAAGACCACGCCGCCGUAGUUGGCAAUCGUCUCCGGGCGAAUAGAUUUCUUUUUCUCUAUAAAUAUAUCGAAGACUCGUUCGGAGAUCCCGUCAUUCGAUCUUUCCUGGUUGUCGUUCGCGUCCGAGAAAACCCUCUUUGAGAAAUCUUGCAAGCAUCUGGAGAGAGAAAUGGGGAGCUCUGAGAUUGCAUGGAAAUUGGCGGAUCACCCGAAGCUUCCAAAGGGGAAGACGGUGGCCGUCGUGGUUUUGGAUGGAUGGGGCGAAGCUAAUCCCGAUAAAUACAAUUGCAUUCACGUUGCCGAGACUCCUGCCAUGGAUUCACUCAAGAAGGGUGCCCCAGACAGAUGGAGGCUGGUAAGGGCUCACGGCAAAGCAGUGGGACUUCCUACUGAGGAUGACAUGGGCAACAGUGAAGUAGGUCACAAUGCACUAGGUGCAGGACGCAUUUAUGCCCAAGGUGCUAAGUUGGUGGAUCUUGCACUGGCCUCUGGAAAGAUAUUUGAAGGGGAAGGUUUUAACUACAUCAAAGAAUGUUUUGAUCAAGGUACUUUGCAUCUCAUUGGGUUAUUGAGUGAUGGAGGUGUUCACUCUCGGCUUGAUCAGUUGCAGUUGCUACUGAAAGGUGCUGGCGAGAAUGGUGCAAAGAGAAUCCGUGUGCACAUUCUUACCGAUGGCCGGGAUGUUUUGGAUGGGUCGAGUGUUGGUUUUGUAGAAGCACUGGAGAAUGAUCUUUUGAUGCUACGAGAGAAGGGUGUUGAUGCACAAAUUGCUUCUGGUGGUGGUCGUAUGUAUGUUACCAUGGAUCGCUAUGAGAAUGAUUGGGGCGUUGUUAAACGCGGUUGGGAUGCUCAGGUUCUUGGUGAAGCACCACACAAGUUUCAAAGUGCUGUUGAAGCUGUGAAAAAGCUUCGGGAGGUUCCCAAAGCCAAUGAUCAGUACUUGCCCCCUUUUGUUAUAGUUGAUAAGAGUGGUAAGGCAGUUGGGCCAAUAGUGGAUGGUGAUGCAGUUGUAACAUUCAACUUCAGAGCAGAUCGUAUGGUUAUGCUUGCUAAAGCACUAGAAUAUGAAGAUUUUGACAAAUUCGACCGUGUUCGCGUUCCAAAGAUUCGAUAUGCUGGAAUGCUGCAGUAUGAUGGCGAAUUGAAGCUUCCAAGCCAAUAUCUUGUUUCUCCUCCAGAGAUAGAGAGAACAUCAGGAGAGUACCUAGUACACAAUGGCAUCCGUACUUUUGCUUGCAGUGAGACUGUCAAGUUUGGACAUGUCACCUUUUUCUGGAAUGGGAAUCGAUCUGGGUGUUUUGACCCAACUAUGGAAGAAUAUGUCGAAAUUCCAAGUGAUUCGGGAAUUACAUUUAAUGUUAAACCCAAUAUGAAGGCCUUGGAAAUUGCUGAAAAGGCAAGAGAUGCUAUCCUCAGCCGCAAGUUUGACCAGGUUCGUGUCAACCUUCCUAAUGGAGAUAUGGUGGGUCAUACUGGUGACAUAGAGGCCACGAUUGUCGCAUGCAAGGCUGCUGAUGAUGCUGUCAAGAUGAUUCUGGAUGCUAUAGAGCAAGUGGGUGGGAUAUAUGUCGUCACUGCAGAUCAUGGAAAUGCUGAGGACAUGGUAAAGAGGAACAAAUCCGGUCAACCACAACUUGACAAAAAUGGGAACAUUCAAAUUCUCACUUCCCAUACUCUUCAACCAGUUCCCGUUGCCAUUGGAGGCCCUGGUCUUGCACCUGGUGUCAGAUUCCGGAAGGAUGUACCCAGCGGUGGCCUUGCCAAUAUUGCUGCUACUGUUAUGAAUCUCCAUGGUUUUGAGGCUCCUAGUGACUAUGAGCCAACCCUAGUUGAAGUAGCUGACAAUUGAAUGCAACAUCUAAUGGUAACUUAACGCCGGUGUUAUAUUGCUCCAUUCUUGAGCCUGGCGCAAAUUCUGCCGCCAAUACUUGUUUGCGCAGAAAAGAGGUCUAAAUAAUUUCUUGUGACACAAUAUUUUUGUGAGCAACAUUAAAAGGUUUUAAGAGAGUUACAAUUUUACCCCCGUUUCCUACAGGAAGCUAAUUAUAGUGUGGGGGUUCUCCCACCAUGAUUCUCCAUGAGCAUGUCUUAAAUGCCAUGUACUUAAUGGGAAGCUAUUUAACUUGAAAUAGGUUAUGCAUUUUCUGUUAUCAUGAUUGUCUUUU